AUGGUGUCUCCCACUGCGGAGAACUCCAUUGUGGUUUUCACACCAUCCCCCAGGGAACGACCAGUGACUUGGAAGGGGAUUGGGAUGGGAUUGACGAAUGGGACAUGCCUGAGCAUCUACGUUGACUCAGUGGCAGAUCAGGAAUCUACGGAUAGUGACUCGGAUCAAGUUUUACUGAGAACAAACAACAAAUCGGCGAAGGGCCCAGAGAGGAUAGUUGAAGGACGUGGACAGGAGAAGGGAGUGAAGCUAGGAGAGGAGGUGGCCAUUGAUGACCUCUCCAACGGCCUUCGAGAAAAGACAGGGUGUGGUCGAGUUCCACUAAGAAUCAGUGCUUACCAUUCGUCUCCAGGAGAUGAGCUUGGCCUCAACGCCCCGACAAGCAUCCUCGGAGCUCGGAGCGGACAGCCCAUUCACUUGCUUGUAGAUCGGGCCAGUCCAUGCAUAGCACAAUGGAGCAAACCAACCACCAGCCUGAAGGCCGUCGUCAACGAUGCUCCACAGUACUUCAAGGACCUGGCUUCUGGACAAGAUGGUCCAGAGGCUGGAGACGCUCAGUGGUAUCGCAAGAAAGGCUUUCCCGGAUGUAUCGCGUCAUGUGACUGUGUGGGAGAGAGGGCGAGAGGGAAGGACAGAGGAAACUGCCGUGAAGUCGAGGCAGACAAGCUGCUUGCCAAGGCCAACAUGGAGAGCAGUAGGAGCGAGCAGGAGGCCACGGGCGGGAAACUAGAGGAGGCGGAUCACGGAUUGCGCUUGAGACGCUGGGAUGUUGUUAUCGAAGGGGAGGAAUGGCUCGGAGGGUUUGAACAAUGUUGGCAACCAACACCAAAUUAUUUGUAUCAAGAAUAA
Guillardia theta CCMP2712 is the source of this 849-nucleotide messenger RNA. RefSeq lists its product as hypothetical. The coding region runs from base 1 to 849 and encodes 282 amino acids. The transcript has 4 exons. Lineage: Eukaryota; Cryptophyceae; Pyrenomonadales; Geminigeraceae. The record is from RefSeq and is a predicted model, not a curated record.